Messenger RNA from Gastrolobium bilobum, 3258 nucleotides. RefSeq lists its product as uncharacterized. The coding region runs from base 211 to 3150 and encodes 979 amino acids. The record is from RefSeq and is a predicted model, not a curated record. NCBI's taxonomy places the organism in Eukaryota, Viridiplantae, Streptophyta, Magnoliopsida, Fabales, Fabaceae. The transcript has 6 exons.
CGGUGGACGACACCAUCUCUUUUUCUCUUUCUAUUCUCUUCAGUUUCCACAUCGCCGAUCCCGCCGUUUCUCCGGCCACCUUCCGGCAGUGCCGCCGCUGGGAAUGCCACCGUCGACAGCCACUCCUCAUCAGAUCUCCCCAACCAACCCAGAUGUUAUGUACUUGUGUAUGAGGAUUAAUCUCGGAGCUUUGUGUGCGCAGCUGUUGAAAUGAAUGGGGUGCAGAACAGAAGGGUUCACAAUGUUGAGAAACCUUUUCCAGGAUGCUUGGGAAGAAUGGUAAACCUCUUUGAUUUAACUGCUGGAGUAAAUGGAAACAAGCUACUCACGGACAAGCCACAUCAUGAUGCAUCUUCAGUUUCAAGAAGUCAAUCAGAUGUUGCGAGGAUCAUGAGUCCUCCAUUUGGUGAUCAUGUAGAGGAUAAGCUGAUUGUUUCUGACUCAAUGAGAGCAUCUUCAAAGAAGAAAAUAAACGGAACACCCAUCAAGAUGCUCAUAGACCAAGAAAUGUCCAAAGAAGUUGUUUCCAAGCACAAUCCACCGAAUGUAGUAGCAAAAUUAAUGGGACUUGAAGCCAUCCCAUUGGGAGAGCCUAAUUUAGCUGUGGAGGGAAGCCAAAGAGGAGUUUAUUCUCAACAUAUGUGUGGUCAUUCAGGGACACCAUUCAAACAUUGGCAGCUGGAAGAUAGGUUUAUGGACAAGGAAAUGCUUCAUGAAGUUCAUCCAAUCACAGAACAGAUUGCUUAUAAAGAUAUUUAUGAUAUAUGGCUGCGGUCACAGAGAACAAGCAAUCUAAGAGACAAGACACCAGAGAGAGAAAAGUGGACUGAAGAUGUUAAUGGGAAAAAAAUGGCUCUCAUUCACCAGAAAUUUUUGGAAGCAAAACGUCUAUCUACGGAUGAGAGACUGCGCCAGUCCAAGGAGUUUGACGAUGCCUUGGAAGUUUUAAGCUCCAAUAAUGAUCUAUUAAUCAGGUUAUUGGAUUCUCAAAAUCUUUAUGAACUUCAGUCUACUCCACUAGCUGAGACAAAGCGUAUUACUGUUCUUAAACCUUCAAAGAUGGCUGACAAUGAAAAAUCUGGUGGAAAGGGGAAAAAGAACGACAAGCAGAUCAAGAAACCAGCAAAUGUUGGGGCUGCAUGGGAGAAAAAUAGCCCUGUGUACUCUCCAGCCAGUCAGAAAGUUGAUGAGUUCCCAGUUCAACCUACUCGAAUAGUGGUAUUGAAGCCUACCUCUGUGAAGACACAUGAGAUUAAGGCUGUGGGUUCUCCAACGAUGUCAUCACCUCAAAAUCUGCAAAUUGGAAAUUUGUUUCAGGGACCUGAAGAUGAUGGUGCACUGGAAUCGAGAAAAGUGGCCACAGAACUUACACAGAAAAUGCAUGAAAACAUAAUUCAUCAAAGAGAUGAAACUUUGUAUUCUUCAGUAUUUUCCAAUGGCUAUAUUGGUGAUGCGAGUUCAUUCAACAAAUCAGACCAUGAGUAUACUGCUGGAAAUUUUAGUGAUUUGGAAGUUAUGUCACCAUCUCCAAGGCAUUCUUGGGAUUACAUCAAUCGCUGUGGCAGUCCUUUUUCUUCGUCAUCCUUCAGUCGUGCAUCCGGGUCUCCUGAGUCAUCAGUAUGCAGAGAGGCCAAGAAACGACUUUCUGAAAGAUGGGCCAUGAUGGCAUCAAGUAAGGGUCCUCAGGAACAAAGGCAUAUGCGGAGAAGCUCUACCUUGGGUGAGAUGCUUGCUCUUUCAGAUAUAAAGAAAUCUGUAAUAUCUGAGGUUGAGGGUAUUAAUAAAGAACAAGAACCAAGUGAAUCUGUUUCCUACAGUCGAAAUUUAUAUGAAGAAGUACAUGUUGAUGGUUCUCCUAAAAACCUCCUCAGGUCAAAAUCUGUCCCUGUAUCUUCUACUGUCUAUGAAAGUGGGCUCAAUGUUGAAGUUUGUGAUAACGAUGCUGGCAAAGCACAUGACUCCAAGGAACUGACAAAGUCAAAGAGUAUGAAAUCAUCAUUUAAAGGGAAAGUUACGAGUUUUUUAUUCUCAAGGAAUAAGAAAUCAACCAAGGAAAAAUCUUGUCUAUCUCAAAUAAAAGAUGAGUCCCAAUCUUCUGUUGCUGAAACAUCAGUAUCUCCAGUAAAUUCAACUGGAGACAUUAGGGAUGAUGUGUCUCAAAGCUUCAACAGUGGCUCCUUUGGAGAGUGUUCUCUUCCAUCUCUAUAUGAAUCAUCAGGCAAAACUUUAUCAGAUUCUGUCUCUAACGAACAAGGCGUAAUAUCUCUGGAGCCCGGGUUGACUCUGUCAAAGCCACCGGUACCAGGGAUUUCAAGCGAAAACCAGGAUCAGCCGAGUCCAAUCUCAGUUUUAGAACCUCCAUUUGAAGAUGAUAAUGCAGCUCAUGAGUCCUUGGACCGUAUGAAGGGCGGUCAGCUGGGAUCACGGGUGUCUCUGAAGUCUAACUUAAUUGACAAAUCACCACCUAUAGAAUCAAUAGCUCGGACCCUCUCAUGGGAUGAUUCUUGUGCAGAGGUGGCAAGUCAGUACCCAUUAAAGCCUUCGUUGGUUUCCUUAGACACCAAGGUAGAGGAUCAAGACUGGCUUGUCUUAGUCGAGAAACUACUAUCAGUUGCUGAACUUGAUGAUCAAGUGCAAUCUAACUCGUUUUACUCUAGAUGGCAUUCCCUUGAAAGCCCAUUGGAUCCAUCAUUGAGGGAUAAAUAUGCCAAUCUCAAUGACAAGGAAACUCAGCCUCUCCAUGAAGCCAAGCGAAGGCAGAGAAGAUCUAAUCAGAAGCUUGUAUUCGAUUGUGUCAAUGUUGCACUAAUAGAAACCACUGGUUAUGGAUCAGAGAAUUACUUAAUGGCCAUGUUGUGGAGUGGGGGCCACAGCAGGCUCCAAGUCACAGAGGGUGCACCUCCCCCAUUGGUGGACCUCAUCAUGGCCCAAAUGAAGGAGUUAAUAUCUGGUGGGAUAAGAUCUGUUUGGGGGCAUUGUGGGGACAGCAACAGCCUGGUGGUGGAGAGUGUUGUCAGGAAAGAGGUUGUGGGGAAAGGGUGGGUUGAGCUUAUGCAAUUGGAGAUGGAUCUUUUGGUGAAGGAAGUAGAGGGGAAGUUGCUAGAAGAACUUGUGGAGGAUGCGGUGGUUGAUUUGACAGGCAGGGCCUAAAUGGUUGAAUCCCUGAUGUGUCUUUCCUCUUUGUUUUUUAAUGUUGUAACUCUAUUAUUGUUGUAUUCGAUUAUCAACGCAUGGCCCUACUUCCCUAAUUUCAUUAAA